Molecule: messenger RNA, 7839 nt
Organism: Anopheles funestus (African malaria mosquito)
Lineage: Eukaryota; Metazoa; Arthropoda; Insecta; Diptera; Culicidae
Gene: dsd
Product: attractin
Exons: 5
Coding region: 997-5004 (1335 amino acids)
Cellular component (GO): Golgi apparatus
Molecular function (GO): protein binding
Source: RefSeq, a predicted model, not a curated record
UUGAACAUGUUCACAAAACUAAAACAUUUCAUACAAUUCAUUGCACAUAAUGUCACAAAAUUGUCCCAUCCAGCGCCCAGCAGUACAAUACGUAAAUAACAACAUCAAACAACACUACCAAACAACUUGACAGUGGAGAAGCAAAAGAAAAAGCCACACAGAAGAAAGAAAGGAGUGAAAAGAUAGGAGGAAAUCUCUUCCGUCAGACACUGGCUGGAGUAGUCGAGGGUCAAAUCAAGAUUCAAGCGAAGAAAUACGGAAAAAUAUCACACAAGAAAAGUGUUCGCAAACUUGCUGCAAACGACUUCCGUGCAGCUAGUGCGUGCUGGUGGACCACGUUUGUGCUACAGCUGUGAGCAAAGUUGACCAGGUUGCUGCCCCCCCCUCAUUGGCAGAAUGUGACACUGUUCGUGACGAGUUGUUGUGUGGUGCAAUGGCGAUAGCGAAAGGAAAGUAGUCGCAACGGAGAAGAUUUGCAUUGGCCAUCGCCAUCGCCAACCUGCCACCAUAAUACCCGCUCGUAUGUGCAACGAAAAGACUGUGUGCGUUCCCGUGCGUUGGGACAGCAAGUAGGGCAGCAGACGGCAGGACGGGUUCCGUCUGGUUGGUCUGGCUGGCUGCAGAAGUGCGUGUAUCGUGAAUCGGUGUGCAUCGUACGUCCAAAGAAGUUUUUUGUACAAAAGAGCAUUUGGCUCCGAAAACCAUUUCUGGCAGCAGUAGCAGCAGUAGCCAUAGUGCAUUUUCCGUUUGUUUUAUUUGUGUUUUUGUCCAGUGCAAUUGGGCAACGAAUAAUCUAGCAGUGCGCGUAGUUUGUGGAACGGGAUAAUCGAAGGCACCGUUGCCGCAGGGUGGUUGAACACGGUUGUGCUGUGUGUCCGCUGUGUCGAGCGUACAAAGAGUAGGUGCACGGUUCUGCCUGCAGCAUAGACUACCCCGUAUCGGGGUUGAUUUUCUGUUCGAAAGUGGAGUGGUCUUCCGGUAGCGCAGCGAAGCGGAAUGCCGCUCGAGUAUCUGCAAAUGUUUGUUUAUCUGCUGCACAAAUCCAAGUAUCGAAGAAAAUGUGGCCCACCGCCAUCACCAUCGGUGGUGGUUGGCCGUGCCAUGGAUCUGUGUCGUCUUUCAUUGGUGCUGUUAGCUUUAUCAUGCCACUUUGGCCCUACCGUCGUGUCGUGCCAAGGGUUGGCUGGGGUGGCCGAUUCCGUCAACAAAUGCACGGACGUACGCUGUAUGAACGGUGGUGUCUGUAAAAAUGGAACCUGUGUCUGCCCGGACGGCUGGCAAGGGUCCGAGUGCCAAUUCUGCGGUGGUAAGGUUAGACUGACGGAUCCAUCAGGCAGCAUCCAUGAUGGGCUCGGUAACUAUUCGAUCGGUGUCAAAUGCAGUUGGCUGAUCGAUGCACGCGAACACAACAGCAUCACCGACAAGGUGUCGAACGGUCCCACCCAACCGUCGGUGAUACGGCUCCAUCUGGAAGAGUUUGCCACCGAAUGUGGCUGGGACCAUCUGUACGUGUACGAUGGCGAUUCCGUCGAGUCACCGCUGCUGGCAGUGUUUAGCGGGUUGAUGUAUCGGAAAAAUUUCACCAUCCGUCGAAUACCGGAAGUGUUUGCCCACUCCGGUUCGGCGCUGUUACAUUUCUUCAGCGACGAUGCGUACAACAUGUCGGGGUUCAACAUUUCCUACCAAGUGAACGCCUGCCCAACGAACGAUUCGUCGCUCAACUGUUCGGGCAACGGCGAUUGCUGGAAUGGUGAGUGUAGUUGCAACAGUGGAUUUACCGGCGCCGCCUGUAAUAUUCCGCGCUGUCCAAACUAUUGCUCCGCCUAUCUGGGACGUGGCGUGUGCGACAAGAAGCAGCAGCGAUGUGUCUGCAGUGCCGGCUACACGGGGAACGAUUGUUCGCAAACGAUCGCGCACGGCUACUGGACGGCGAUCGAUGCCGGCGAAACGGAAGGCUUCACACCGCCGGGCAGUGCGUCGCACGGUGCGGCCGUCUUUCACGAUACCCUGUACGUGAUUGCGGGCGAAAGUUACGGCAAAGCGGAAGCACUGCUGUACAUGUACGAUUUCAACGGGAAGGUUUGGGAAACGGCCCACACCGAGAGCAAACCGGUGCCGGAGCUGCGGUACGGUGCGUCGACGGUCAUCUUCGGCGACAAGAUAUUCAUGUACGGCGGUGUAAUUGAGGGUAAGGGCGUCUGCGGCGAACUGUGGGCAUUCGAUGUGAGUGCAAAGAUUUGGGAAAACAUUACCGUAAAGUCGGAACAGUGCAACGAAACGUACGAGAUGUGUGGGCCGCUCCGUUCGGCCGGACACACCGCGACAAUCGUGACCAACUACGAUCAAACCGGAGCCAGUGGUAAGAAGAUACUGUCCGGUGGGGGUACCUCCCAGAAGAUGGUGAUCAUUUUCGGCCAUUCGCCACAGUUCGGCUACCUGAACACGGUGCAGGAGUUUAACUUUGGUACGCGCGAAUGGAAGAUCGUACCGACGCGCGGGUACCCGGUAAAGGGUGGUUACGGUCAUUCGGCUGCAUACGAUCCGCUACGCGAACGCAUCUACGUGUACGGGGGCAUCGUAUCGGAGAGUGACAGCUCGCAGUUGCUAAGCAACAAACUGUUCAGCUACGAACCGCACGAGCGUCUGUGGACGUUGCUGGAGACGGCACCAACGGCGCGUUUUCUACACACGGCCAACUUCCUUACACCCGGUCUGAUGAUGGUGUUCGGUGGUAAUACACACAACGACACAUCGCACAGCUUUGGUGCGAAAUGUUACUCGCGCGAUCUUAUGGUGUACGAUGUGCUGUGUGAUUCGUGGCACACGCAACCCAUGCCAGGCGAUCUCUACGCGGAUCUCGCACGGUUUGGCCAUUCGGCAGCUGUUUUCGAGCGCUCGCUGUACAUCUACGGUGGGUUCGAUGGGCAGAUGAUUAACGACAUGCUAAAGUUCACACCGGGCGAAUGUCACGCGUUUAACCGCACGGAACAAUGUCUUAAUACGCGCCCGGGUGUAAAAUGCGUGUGGGACAUUCAAAAGAACAAAUGCUUGCCGGCGGCGGCGGUACAGCGCGAGCGGUUGUUCGAUCGCGACCAGGAAGGUUUGGAAGUGUGUCCGAAGAAGAGCCGCCUGGUAAUGACACAACAGGAGCUGAUGGAUUACGAGCUGUGCAGUCAGCUGACAACGUGCCAGGGUUGCGUUUCGACCGCGUACGGCUGCAUGUUCUGUGGCAUCGGUAAUGGGAAGGGUAUCUGCGUGAAGGAGAAGUGCCCGGACGUGUCGUAUACGUUUCGGGCCGAUUUCUAUCCCACCAAGGCGCUGAAGGACUGUCCGGAUAAUGAUGAGCAUGUGUGUGCGCAACUGCACGGAUGUCACGCCUGUACGGCGGUGAGCGUAUGCCACUGGGACUACGAGCAUAGCAAGUGUCAGUACAGCCGGAACAAGUCGGGUGAUGCGCUGAACGAUGCCUGUCCGCCGGCCUGCUCGGGGUUAACAUCGUGCGGAAAUUGUACGCAGGAAGAGUGCAUCUGGUGCCAGAAUGAACAGCGCUGCGUGGACAAGAAUGCGUACACUGCUAGCUUCCCGUACGGACAGUGUCGCGAAUGGACGACCGGUUCGAGUAAGUGCCGUGCGGCAAGUAGCGGGAAAAGCCAGUGUGGUUUCUAUCGUACCUGUGCCCAGUGCCGGGAUGAUCCUGCCUGUGGUUGGUGUGAUGAUGGUUCUAUGACCGGGCUGGGCAAGUGUCUGCCGGGCGGCGAUAGUGGAGCACACGAAGAGUCCGAAUGUCCGGCACAGCGAUGGCACUUUACGCACUGUCCCAGCUGUCAAUGUAACGGUCACAGUACGUGCCCCGAUUCGAAAACCUGCAAGCAGCCCUGCAAUGAUCUAACCGUCGGUUCAAACUGUGACAAAUGCAAGCCGGGUUUCUGGGGCAAUCCGGUCAAUGGUGGCAUUUGCCAAAAGUGUGAAUGUAACGGACAGGCUCAGUACUGUCACAGCGAAACGGGCAAAUGCUUCUGCAGUACCAAAGGGCUGGCGGGUGAUCAUUGCGAAAAGUGUGACGCAACUAACCAUUACCAUGGUGAUCCGAGUCGCGGAUCGUGCUACUACGAUCUAACGAUCGACUACCAAUUUACGUUCAAUCUGUCGAAGAAGGAGGAUCGCCACUUUACGCAGAUAAACUUCCGCAACUCACCGGUCAAGCCGGAUAUCGAUGCUGACUUUACCAUCACGUGCAGUGUGGCGGCACGGAUGAACAUCACCAUCCGGACGGCCGGUGGCAUCGAGAAGCCACUGUUUUCCGCCGUUAACUGUUCCACGUUUCGGUACCGAUUCUCCAAGGCGGAGCAUCAGUUUGGUAUCGAGGAUAAUGUGACGCUGACGACGUUCUACGUGUACGUGUAUGACUUUCAGCCACCGCUCUGGAUACAGAUUGCAUUUUCGCAAUAUCCCAAGCUGAACUUACAACAGUUCUUCAUUACCUUCUCAACAUGUUUCCUUUUGCUCCUCGUAAUGGCGGCCAUUCUGUGGAAGAUUAAGCAACACUACGAUAUGUUCCGGCGUCGUCAGCGACUUUUUGUAGAAAUGGAACAAAUGGCGUCGAGACCAUUUUCGCAGGUUUUGGUGGAGAUUGAAAGUAGGGAAUACAACGAGUUAUCGCCAGCGGUAGAAAAUAUUACCGCUGCGCCUCGGAAACGUAAAAAGGACUCACCAAGUCCUAUCGCACUGGAGCCAUGCGAAGGCAACAGGGCGGCAGUUCUUUCGCUUCUAGUCCGGCUGCCAACGGGUAUGCUAAUGGGGAUUCCCAAUAUCGAUCAACACGCUAACUCUAUUAUUCUGUUGCUUUUAGGUGGCCUUCAGCAUUCUCCUCCUGGUCAAUCGGCAGGUCUUGCCGUCGCAAGUGCAUUAGUAACGUUAGGAAACCCACGACGCUCGUCUAUAGAACAUCCGAAGGAACCUAAGACUAAGCGUAAGCAGAGCCAACACCCUGAUAGUUGUAUAUAAAAUAUCAUGUCUACGUAUAUCCAUCCCGCGGGCAACAAAAGAAGAAAUGCAACGGUUUUCGUUCGUCGAACCAACCCCAUACGCUCCCGGUGUAUCCGGUUUUGUUGGCGCUAACCAUGGCAAGGCCAUGCUUGUCUGUUGAACCUCAAAAAAAAGACCAUCGUUGGGUUGUAAAUGCGCCGCUGAACGGUUCUCCCCAUCCCCAGGUUACGGACACGAAAGCGAGCACCAGGUGUUAUUUAUGAAACAAUGCUCGGCAAAGUACAUUAGUCCAACAGAACAACCAUACAGAUAGUGGCGAACACAAACCACAAAGACAAACGAAGCUUUAUCGGUAAAGCGAAUAGUUUGAGUUUGGCAAAAUAAAGCCGAGAUAGAACUCUUGCAAGCCUGGAUAACAUACAGAGUCUGAGACUAGGAACACGUGUGCGCUAAAGAAAGGCGCGCGUGGUUUACAAUAAUGCUAAUAAUUAAUUACACUACCAAUAAUAAUAAUGAUUAAUCCGAGGACAAAGGGGACAGCAGCCAAGAAAGGGAACGGAGCGAAAUAAGCGAGCAAAGCGCACUAGGCCGUAUUACUUGUGCUUCGUUUGGUUAAAGUGUUUUUUUCUUCUUCCCCACACACAAGGGAGCAAGGCAGGAAAUGAAUGCAUGAAUAGUUCUUAGCUGGGUAUCAACGUUAAUUUAGUGACGUGUGUUAAUUUGUGUGGCAUUUGGGUGUGAACACCAUAUGGGCAUUGUUAUGCACUGCAUGCAAUAGAAUUUCCGUUUCUGUUUCGUUAGAAACAUCAGUUAUUUUGGCAAAUGAGAUGAAAUUUUAAAUUUUGGCGUGAAAAAAGGUUGCGCUGUAUACAGAUUGCUCGCCGAAAGUUAGAAGGGAAUCUUUAAUUUAAAGUUUGUGCUCUGUGCUUAAUCCGUUACUUAUCCUGAAGUUUGAUGGAAAGCUUUGUUUCAACAUCAAUACCGUUUCAUAAUGGUAUUGCUACCUUUUACCAGCGGUUCAUUUGCGCACGUGUGUCUAGGUGUGAUUGCAUUUCCUGUAAAAUUUGUACAAGUUGACAGGCUGCACAAAAUACUCAAGGAAAAAAAGAGGAUCAGGCAAUAUUAAUUUUAUGUUAUUAAGGUUCUGCACUCUGUUCUGUUCUGUUUUUUUUUCAUUUUUGGUUUCGACAAACAAUCGACACUGAAUGCUGCAAACCGAUGAAUGGCUUUUGUAAAUUGUUCGCGUUUUAAAUACAAAUUUGUCUAAUUCUACUACCAGGCCAAACGUAUUGUGUGUGUGUGUGCGCGCGCGCUCGUGUGUGUGUGUGUGUGGGACAUGAAUCAUUGCCAAAUUCAUGCUACCGAUUUUAUGCAAACAAUGACUGAAAAGAACUCAUAAAAAAUGCUACUAAUGUGAAAGAAUUCCUGUGGGAAAGAACAAAACCUUAUGUAGUAAAACGUGUGGAUGUAGGAUGCUGCUAGGUAGUAGCUUGUAGUGGUAGAAACUGGCCCGAAGUAAAACAAAACUCUGAAGCGUCGCGGAAGAAAAAAGGUUAGCGAAGGAAACAACAUUGUGAUGAUUAUUAGAUAUGUAUUAAUCGAAACACAUCGUUUUAUCUUUCGUUCGUUGCGUCGUGUUGUCUAGUGUGUGGUUUAUUUUUGCCGAAAGCGUGAAACCCAUUUAAAGGUGAUCUCCAUCUGUUUUACCAUUGAAUCUGUCGAUCUGCACGAGAGUGAUCUGACAGAGAGAAAGAGUGCUUGCAAGAUAGAUAGCCGAUUAUGUUACUAUGCUCUUCGUCCUGCACACGGUGUACAAUUUAGGCAGCAUAAUAGCGAUAGGUUUCAUCAGGAUCUGUGUUGUGUUCUCUUUUGCAAAGCAUUAGAAUUAGAGCCACAAGGGGUUACAGGAAGCAGAGGACCUACAGGUAGGGCAGAAGUUGAACGGGACUAAACAGGAAACGGUUUAAAAACUGAUCAUGUGUGUGUGUGUGUGCGCGUUAAAUCAAAAUUGGUAAAGUGAAGACAAAACGUAACAGCAAAAAGUGGCAAGCUAAAAGCCAAACCGGUCGGGGAUGUUAGCUAUUGAAAGAGUUGCUGCAAACGCUAGCUAUUAUUGCAACGAAAAAUGAAAACUAAACAACAAUCAGCUUUUGCCGGCAUUAGUUGUAUGUGUAUACCGCCAAACUGGACGUGAAACAAAAGCAAAAAAAAGCUGAAGAACAAAGUGCAACAUUUUCCCACUGCAAGGGGAAGCUGUGCAGCCUUUCGCCAGUUUAGCAUAUGUGUAGGUGUGCUCGUAUUUCGUUUUGCAGAGACUGUGACUAUGAUAUAUGCAUAUACAUAUACAUACUGAAUAUAUAUAAACUGAACAUAUUUAAUUACGACGGGGGACAAACCAGUGUUUCCGACGCACUGCACUUUUAAUCCAAAAUCGUACGCGUGUCACUGUGUAUUGGGUGUAUUUUUUUCUUCUUCUUUGAUUUAGGAUAUGUUUUCUUUAGCUAGUGUUUUGGUUUGUGUUUUGAGGAUAUCCGGCAGCUACAAUCGAGCGAGAGGCUGCUACAUACCGUACCGGAUACGUUAAGCAAUAAGACGAGUAACGAGCAUGUUCCCAAAGGCAGUUGGGAGCAGUAGUUCGCGGCCGCAAUAGGGAGAAAAAGGGAUAAGAAUUUUAACCAGUACGCAGCGGAUCAUACGAUGGUGCAGCUAUAUGAUGAGAAAGGUUUAAAGUAAAGCAGGAAUAGUUCCACUAAAAAAGAAAGACGCAUAAAUACACAAUGCAAUGAAGAAGACAAGCGCGGACGGUAAAGAUGGUGUGAAUUAGCAAGGAAGAACGGAUUAGUAUACAAAAGG